This is a messenger RNA of Daucus carota subsp. sativus, 1095 nucleotides long. RefSeq names its product peptide deformylase 1A, chloroplastic. Gene Ontology annotation, biological process: peptidyl-methionine modification. NCBI's taxonomy places the organism in Eukaryota, Viridiplantae, Streptophyta, Magnoliopsida, Apiales, Apiaceae. The transcript has 4 exons. The coding region runs from base 41 to 865 and encodes 274 amino acids. The record is from RefSeq and is a predicted model, not a curated record. Gene Ontology annotation, cellular component: mitochondrion; chloroplast. Gene Ontology annotation, molecular function: peptide deformylase activity.
UUUACACAAACUUGAGUCCAAUUGAAAAUCCCAAGGCGAAAUGGAGUGUAUCCAAAGGCUCACCCACCGUCUCUUCCCGUCAACAGUUACCGGAAUAUGCUUCAAGACAGUCUCUACCAGGUCACUUCGGGUCAACCCACUUGCCCAUACCCGGAACCCAUUACGUAACCCGCUAAAAAACCCGAGACCGGUUGCAUUAAUACCCGGGAUAAGACGCCAAGAGAGCUACUCUUCUUCUUCUUCAGUGGCUCGGGCGGGUUGGUUUUUGGGUUUAAAAGAUAAGAAGGACGAUAUGCCGGAUAUAGUUAAAGCGGGUGACCCGGUGCUUCAUGAACCGGCCCGGGAAGUUUCUGUUGAAGAAAUCGGGUCGGAUAGGAUCCAGAAGAUUAUUGAUGAUAUGGUCAAAGUUAUGAGGAAGGCUCCUGGGGUUGGUCUUGCUGCUCCUCAGAUUGGCAUUCCCUUAAAGAUUGUUGUUUUGGAAGACACUAAAGAGUAUAUUGGUUAUGCACCCAAGGAAGAGAUCAAGGAACAGGAUCGAAGACCUUUUGAUCUUUUGGUUAUUAUCAACCCAGAGCUUAGAAAGAAAAGCAACAAAAGUGCACUGUUUUUUGAAGGUUGCUUAAGUGUUGAUGGAUUCAGAGCUGUGGUGGAGCGACACCUAGAGAUUGAAGUUACUGGUCUUGAUCGAGACGGCCAGCCCAUCAAGGUGGAUGCAUCAGGCUGGCAGGCCCGCAUAUUACAGCAUGAAUGUGAUCACCUAGAUGGAACUCUCUAUGUUGAUAAGAUGGUCCCAAGAACUUUUAGGACUGUAGAGAAUUUGGAUUUACCCCUUGCGACUGGAUGCUCCAAGCUUGGCGUUCGUUAGCACAUACUAGGCAUACAUUUUAAAUUUUUUUUAUUCACAAAACCACGUCAAUAUACAUCUAUUGGAGAUGCUACUCGUGGCAAUUGGCAACAGGGGAAAAGAUAUUGCUACUGUUCAGUUGCUAAGCAAAGUGAAGAUCAUGAUGUGAGAAAAAUUGUUUACUUGUAAUAGCUUUAAAAAUCAUGUUAAAAACGACCACUCAUUUGUAAGAUUAUAUUAUAUUAGACUCA